This is a messenger RNA of Trichosurus vulpecula (common brushtail), 3688 nucleotides long. RefSeq names its product N-acetyltransferase 9 (putative) (gene NAT9). Gene Ontology annotation, biological process: protein acetylation. The record is from RefSeq and is a predicted model, not a curated record. Lineage: Eukaryota; Metazoa; Chordata; Mammalia; Diprotodontia; Phalangeridae. Gene Ontology annotation, molecular function: N-acetyltransferase activity.
CGGAUCCCGGAUCCCGGAUCCCGGAUCCCGGAUCCCGGAUCCCGGAUCCGGCAUCCGACUUGGACAGGUGCACGAGGAGGAAAUCCCAUCUUUCUGGCGCAACCAUGAGAGUGAAUCAGAACACUAUGCUGCUGGGACAGAAGGUGAUCCUGGUACCCUACACCACAGAGCAUGUACCCAGAUAUCAUGAGUGGAUGAAGUCAGAGGAGCUGCAGCGGCUGACAGCCUCCGAGCCUCUGAGUCUGGAGCAGGAGUAUGCCAUGCAGCACAGCUGGCGAGAAGAUGCUGAUAAAUGUACCUUCAUUGUGCUGGAUGCAGAGAAAUGGCAGGCACAGCCAGACUCAGCUGAAGAGAACUGUAUGGUGGGAGACGUGAACUUGUUCCUUACUGACUUGCAGGACCCAACUUUGGGGGAGAUUGAGGUCAUGAUUGCUGAACCCAGCUAUCGACGCAGGGGGUUUGGCACAGAGGCAGUUCUGAUGAUGAUGGCUUAUGGAAUGACCACACUAGGUCUCAACAAGUUUGAAGCCAAAAUUGGACAAGAAAAUGAACCUAGCAUAUGCAUGUUUAAAAAGCUUCACUUUGAGCAGGUGACUAUAAACAACAUCUUUCAAGAGGUGACACUGAGGCUACUGGUAAGUGAGCCAGAGAGACAGUGGCUUCUGGAGCAGACCAGCCAUAUGGAAGAGAAGGAGUACAGCAGGAGCUGGUGGAGCCACAAAGCUAACAGUUGCUCAUCUUCCUGGGAGCCCUACUAGCUGGCCUGGUCUUGUAGGGAAGACUGUUGGAUGGAUGGAGGAAUCUAGUCUAUGCCUCGUAACAGCAUAAAAACAGAGCCCUCAGUCCUAAAGUUUCCUUGGCAAGCCAAGUGUCUUCUCUCCCUGAUCAGGGGAGUUAAAAUACCCAUAGAUCAUUGACUAGGUUGAACUUGACUUUUGAUGAGAGCAGCUUUGCUGAAGUAAAGAUAAGGGAAGACUCCAUUUGGAAUCAGGGAUAGGAGAGAUCCAUGAAGGAUGUAACUAUGACGAUUUACACUCAGCAUGACUACGCUGUGCCUCCUUUGAGGCGCAGUGCCUGCUCGGCGUGGCUACUAUGUAUGGAGAAUGCUGGGGUUUUGUUGCCACUGGCACAUGAAAUCGAGACUGAGUUCAGAGAAGCCUGAAGAGUGGACAAUAGCAGGUUUGGGAGAGAAGAACCCAGAGGAAUCCUUGGAACUGGCCAUAUGACCUGAACUGAGUGAGAGCUCUGGAUUGAUCUCCAGCUUCUCUGUAUGCCCAGCCUCACAGCACACUCUUCCUGAUGGGUGCAGGCCCUGACGUCAAGUUCUAAUCAGUAGUACUAACUGGGGGGAGUCCAGAAGCUGCUGUGAUAGAGCAGGACUUUCCUUCAUGAGGUAGUACUCAACCCUGGCAUUACCUUGCUGCUCUCCAUAUGGCCACCAGGUGGCAGGAGAGGAGCAAUCCAACAUAGCCUGGGCUGAGCCACCGCUAGAGAAAGACUCUAAGGUUUGGGACCACCACCUGUAUUCUGGCCAUCAUGAAAUACAGGGCUGUUUCCAAAGUAUUACCCCAGAUAUAAGAUUCUCGAGAGUUUGUUUACUCAUCUGUAAAGUAAGGGGAUUCGAAUAAUGAUCUCUAGCAUUUAGAAAUUACCUGGACAGGUAGGGAAAGAACCGAAAUCCACACCCUCUAUUUCUGGCCAUCUUUGAAAUUGCUAAUAUAAUGCCUGCCCUAUCAGCCACUCCACCCCAUUCUUGCCCUAGUCAGAGAGCCCCAAGGGCACAUAUUUCUCCCUUAUCUUGGCAUGCGAAGCUGGGAGGGGCCGUGACCCCAAUUCAGUCUUAACAGUAGGAGGUUUUCUAAUUGUAGGGAUAGGGGUUUGGGACCAAAAGGUUGAAGAAAGUGAGUUUGGCUUGAGUUCUCAACUCCCAGUUCCUAACUGUUGAUAGUCCAAUAUUGAGGCCUUUGAGAGAAUUAUAAUUCUCUUUAACCAAAAUUUUUCUUUUACCUGUCUUUACCUCAUAGGACUUAGAGCUGGAAAUGGUCUAACAAACCCCCUCAUUUUAAGGUGGGACAGUCGAGACCCAGAGAGGUUAACUUACUUCCUCAAAGUCGAAUACAACAAAAACCAGCAUUUGAAUCCAACUUCUAGUGACCCAAAACUCAGUGCUCUUUUUCUUAGAGCACUGCCUUUCUCUGUGCCUUUAAGGAAGGGGAGUCAGGGGAACAUCAAAUCCCCUGCUCCUUUUCAUGUGGAAUGGAUACCACUACCAGUUAAUCCUAGUAGAUACUACAGGUCCUACCUGACUGUAUUCCCAGACUGGUAACUUCUCACCCCUGAUAAAUACAGCUAGGGACCAACAUCUACAGUCUAGGUGACUUCUCACCCCUAUCUCUUUCCAAGAUAGAACAUACUGCCCUCAUCUUCUAACUCUGCAACUUUUAUUGCCCCCAAGCUGCUGCUUUGUGUACAGUACGUGCUGGGAUUGGAGUAACAAAACUAAUGUGAGCAGGGCUCACUGCUUCAGCCAGAUAAGAUAAUAUCAUUGGAGCUUGCUCAGGGUCUCACCAGUCCCAGCAAUCUGUGAACCACUAGCAGGCCAGGCAGAGAUUAAAGCGAAGUCCUUGCAUUCCCACCUACCUCCCCCAGCCCGGGGCUUAGUGCCUCCUAAUAACCCAGGCAUCACUCAACAGAAGUCCUCCCCUUCUUUUUCCCUGCUUCAUUCCAGACUUCUAAUCACCUAGGACUCAGCCCCCAUUCCUCACUGUGCCAGACUGAAGUUUAAACUGUAGGGGACCCAAAGGUAAAUCUGAACCAAGUGACUGGUGGUAACGGCUGUAUGAGUAGGAAUUUUUGUACGUGGUCUGACAGAAGCUAGGAAAGGGAUGCGGUAGGAUUAGGGGUUCGAGGGAAGAGAAGCUCCCUGUAUUUCAUAAUGAGGUGCUAAAACUUUUUUCUACCUGCUGAAGGAUUGCAAGUUCUAUCCGUGACUUUUGUACCUAGAGGACAAAGUACUUGUUUCUCCACCAGUUACUACCCUGAGGUAUAUACCUGUACCUGUUCAGACCUAGCCACUAAAUGAGGCUUGGCUGGCCAGGGAAAGAGUUUAAUAAUCUCUAUCCUGUAAACCUGCUGUAGCCCAGCACUCCUAGUGCAGAGUUCUGUGAAUAACGGCAAGUGUUCCAAGAACUAGGUCUACUGGUUUUCCCCUACUGCCUUAGGUUGAUAGGGCAGAGAAGGUGGACCUGCAAACAGCCCCUCCGACCUGGGCUCAUAACCACCUUUUUCUUUUCCAAAGAUCACCUGGAAGGGAGAGGUUGGCUCUAGGACAUGGAAUAAGCAUACAGGGAAGGGUUAGAGGAACCAAUGGAAUUUGUACUAGAGGUUUAUUACUGAUUAGAUUGUGAGCUCCUUGAGAGCCAGGGACUUUCUUUGUAUCCCAGGUCUUAGCAGUGUCUGGCAUGGAGUAGGCACUCUGUAAAUGUUUGUCGCCUGACUGAUGGGCAGAGCACAGCUGGGAAGGCCCUAGGUAGUACUGGGUUCAAAGGCUUCUUACAUCUGUUACCCUAAAGCCCAGGGCAGUGCCAUAAGUAGCCUUAGAGUAGGGACAGAACAAGCUCAAGACGAAACAACUUCUUCCAACGCAGGAACUGGGAAAAAUCAUGUUAAUCAUAGCACAAAAAAAAAA